Molecule: messenger RNA, 2937 nt
Organism: Patiria miniata (bat star)
Lineage: Eukaryota; Metazoa; Echinodermata; Asteroidea; Valvatida; Asterinidae
Exons: 16
Coding region: 1-2937 (978 amino acids)
Biological process (GO): protein K63-linked deubiquitination; signal transduction
Cellular component (GO): cytosol
Molecular function (GO): K63-linked deubiquitinase activity; cysteine-type deubiquitinase activity; protein binding
Source: RefSeq, a predicted model, not a curated record
AUGACAACUUGGGCGGUCAUGCGGAGGAAGAUUGUUGCAGCAUUUGGAAUAAAUGGAACUAUGGGAGCAAAGACUUCCAGAUCUGUGCAUGCAGAGAAUUACAUCAGGUCGGAAGACGCUACCCAACGAAGCUACAUGUACCUAGAGACAGAGGCAAUGGAAGCAGAUUUUCUUGAUGAGGACCUGGUUAAAGAAGUUGUGAACACAAUUUACAAGGACUGGAGGACAGUUGGUCUUUCUCUGAAUCUGAGCACAGAAGAAAUUCAGGGAAUUGAGGCAAAAUGUCCGCAGGAAAAAGAACGUACAGUGGAAAUGCUUAGAGCCUGGCAGAGGAAAGGAACUGGAUAUGAUACUAUUUCCCGACUGGCUGAGGCUUGUCGGAGCUGUCACUUUGAUGAACUUGCCAAUGAAUUGGAACAAGGCCUGGUUGACGACAUCAUGCUCUCGAUUGCCAUCAAAAUCGGCCACAACUGGAAGGUUCUUGCAAAGACUCUUCGUCUAGACACCAAAGACAUUGAGCAGUUGGAGGAUUUCUCUGAGGACAAGCAGCCCUAUCAGAUGCUGAUGUUGUGGCGUAGGAGACAGGAUCGCAGCGUAGAUGUGCUGGGUGCUCUGGCCAAGGGACUACGGGAGAGUGGGCUCCCUGAUCUAGCAUACGACCUAGUGCAAGGAGUCACUGAUGAAAUACUAUGCAAGCUAGCCAUGCUGAUAGGAGGCAGCUGGGAGAAGAUUGCUCUGCAUCUGGGAUUCACUGAGGAGGAACUCGAGGAACUCAAAAGUGACAAGUUUUUUGAAACUGCCACCAUCCUCAACAUGCUUACCAAAUGGAGGGAGCGCCAUGACUACACUAGGGAUCGGUUUGGCUUCCUCAUGGAGGCACUGAGGGCUUGUGACUUGAGCAACCUCGCCGAGUUAAUGGAGGAAGAAAGACAUAGAAUGGAGCAGUCUAAAAAGGUUGCUCUUAGUGCGAAGACCGAAGAAUACCCUGAAUAUGCCAAAGACAAAGAUUUUGGGGGCUUUGCGUCCCCGUUAGUGGAAGGUUUCAUUGACCCCCCACCCCGUCUCAGACCGGAGUUCGUGGGCAUGCAGAAGGGCAUCCAGGGGUAUCGGAACUCCUGCUACCUGGACUGCACACUCUUCAGUAUGUUUGCCUACAACGGCGUCUUCGAUCUGCUCCUGCGACGCACGCAGGGCCAGGGCGAUCUGCAGGAGUAUGAGAAAGUCCAGAAGACUCUCAGAGAGAGCAUUGUCAACCCCUUGAGAAUGAAUGGUUUUGUUCGAGCUGAUCGUAUUUUUCAGCUGAGGGAGCACCUGGAUCAGUUAGGCACAACCAAGGGUCUCAUGAGUGAAGAGAAAGAUCCAGAAGAGUUCCUACAUACCUUGCUGUCAGAGGUCUUCAAGUCUCAACCACUCCUGAAAAUCAGGCACGGUGCUAACAAAGCCGUGGAUGAGUCCAACAUUCAUCAGAUAUUCCUAAAGAAAGACGAGUCCUUGACACUCCCAACGGUAGAGCAGCUAUUACUCCAGUCAUUUCAGGAACAUGACCUCAAACUAGUAGAGGCACCAUCAUGCUUGAUUGUGCAGAUGCCAAGAUUUGGCACAGACUACAAAAUGUACAAUCGCAUUUUGCCAUCGCUUCAGCUCGAUGUCACAAAUAUCAUUGAAGACUAUCCCAGGCAGUGUACAGUGUGCGGCAACCUGGCUGUCUUUCAGUGCAGUGAGUGCAAAACAGAGGAAGCUUUGGAAUAUACCACACUUAUCAAGAACUACUGUGAAGACUGUUUCCAAACGAUGCAUGGAGGCACCCAUCGGAAACACCACAAGCCCACCACCCUGACCGUCCCGGACCAUUUCCUGACGGAAUUCUUCUCCAAGACCAUGGAGAAAGGUUUCUCGGAAUUGGUAGUGAACGAACACCAUCAGAGAUUACUGACCCCAAAGCUGAUGGACUUGUUUGCGGUCAUCUGCAUCAAGAGCAGUCAUUACGUAGCAUUUGUGAAGGCUGGGAGGGAGAAAGAUUCUGAAUGGGUGUUCUUUGACAGUAUGGCUGAUAUGCAGGGUGACAAGCAUGGCUACAACAUCCCUCAGAUCACCCACCUCAAGGAUUUCCUGAAAUGGGUGGACAUGGAUCACAUCAAGGCCCGCAUCGAGGGCAAGCAACUGACUGAGAUUGUGGAGAGGCUACUGGGAGACGCAUACAUCUGCAUGUACUCAGAAAAAUUGCGCACGGGAGCGGCUCUGCACUCGGUGGGAAUUUCUGUGGAAGAUUUUGGGGGCUUUGCAUCGCCGUUAGUGAAAGGUUUCAUCGACCCCCCACCUCGCCUCAGACCAGAGUUCGUGGGCAUGGAGAAGGGCAUCCAGGGUUAUCAGAACUCCUGCUACCUGGACAGCACACUCUUCAGUAUGUUUGCCUACAACGGCGUCUUCGAUCCGCUCCUGCGACGCACGCAGGGCCUGGGCGAUCUGCAGGAGUAUGAGAAAGUCCAGAAGACUCUCAGAGAGAGCAUUGUCAACCCCUUGAGAAAGAAUGGUUUUGUUCGAGCUGAUCGUAUUCUUCAGCUGAGGGAGCACCUGGAUCAGUUAGGCACAACCAAGAGUCUAAUGAGUGAAAAGAAAGAUCCGGAAGAGUUCCUAAAUACCUUGCUGUCAGAGGUCUUCAAGUCUCAACCACUCCUGAAAAUCAGGCACGGUGCUAACAAAGCCGUGGCUGAGUCCAACAUUCAUCAGAUAUUCCUAGAGAAAGAUGAGUCCUUGACACUCCCGACGGUAGAGCAGCUAUUACUGCAGUCCUUUCAGGAACAUGACCUCAAACUAGUAGAGGCACCAUCAUGCUUGAUUGUGCAGAUGCCAAGAUUUGGCACAGAGUACAAAAUGUACAACUGGAUUUUGCCAUCGCUUCAGCUUGAUGUCACAAAUAUCAUUGAAGAAUGUAAGUAA